Molecule: messenger RNA, 670 nt
Organism: Eruca vesicaria subsp. sativa (arugula)
Lineage: Eukaryota; Viridiplantae; Streptophyta; Magnoliopsida; Brassicales; Brassicaceae
Source: the annotation of a GenBank genome assembly
AAGGCUCUUUCUUCUUCUCUCCCUAUAUAUAUAUACACACACUCAUACACAUAUUUAUAUUCAUACCCAUUUGAUCAUAUAUUAAAUACAUAUUGUUUUGGGAGAAGCUAGAAUAAUGGGUGCAUUUGAUUAUAUCUCUAGCUUUUGUUCAUAUACAUACUCUAAUGCCAAAACCAAGCGUAAGCCACUGCAGACAGUGGAAAUCAAGGUCAAAAUGGACUGUGACGGCUGUGAAAGAAGAGUUAGAAACGUGGUUCGUCGCAUGAAAGGCGUGAAAUCGGUUGAGGUUAACCGGAAACAGAGCCGGAUAACGGUGAACGGGCACGUGGACCCAAACAAGGUGUUGAAGAGAGUGAAGAGCACAGGAAAGAAGGCAGAGUUUUGGCCAUACAUACCUCAGCAUAUGGUCUAUUACCCUUUUGCCCCUGGCAUGUAUGACAAACGCGCUCCCACUGGCCACAUCCGCAACCCUACACAAGCGUUUCCAGCCGCAAACACACCCGGUGAAAACUACGUUUCCCUCUUCAGCGACGAUAACGUCCACGGCGCUUGUUCCAUCAUGUGAAAUUUUGAUGUUCCAUGAAGUCAAACAAUAACCAUAAGCUAAGUGGAAUCUUAAGAGGUGAAUACUGGAAGCAUAAUGGACCAUUUAAGCAGCAAAUGUUCUUGA